AUGUCUGAAUUACAUAAGAGUUUGGUUUGCUUAUGCGGAAAACAAAAAUCCAAUUUAAAUGAUACCAAUUGGAAGAGACACAUUAGUGCAUGUAAAAUAGUAGUUGAAAGGUCAAAAGUUUCAAAAACUAUAUCAACAUUCUUUGUUAAAAAACGAGACAAUUUGUUUGUUGACGAGGCAUCAACAUCAAGAAAAAAAGAAAAAAAAGCACACAAUGUGGAUAGAACCAUGAAUAAAAAUUCUAUUGGCGUUCACGUUACAGGAGCUGAAGGUAAGCUGAUUGAUUCUGUAGCAGAAAGUAUCUCGACAGUAAUUCAAACAGAUGUUAAGUAUGCCAGAUUUUUCAGUAUAUCUAUUGAUAGCACUUUUGAUGCAUCCAGGAAGGAACAAGUUGCAUUCGUCAUUCGUUAUGUUCAUAAUAAAACUUCAAUUAUUUCAGAGCGUCUUAUAGCAGUUAAAGAGUCCUCAAAUACUACUGGACGUGACUUAUUUUCUCUAUUUCAACUAGUAUGUUCAGAGAAAAAUUUAGACUGGAAAAAAUAUCUAAUCGGACAAUCUUACGAUGGAGCUCCAAAUAUGAGAGGACAAUUUGAAGGUCUACGAAGCCACGUCCAAAAAGUAAAUUCAUCUGCUUUGUAUGUAUGGUGUCAUGCACACCGCUUAAACUUGGUAUUAUCUCGUGCAGUUGGGUGUUGCAAAGAUGCAAUGGAUGUUUUUGGAAGUUUGGAAUCAGUUUUUACAUUUCUUACAGCUGGAAAGUGUAGAGUUGAAUGUUAUGAAAGGCAUUAUAAACAACUUUAUCCUAAACAACAAAUGCGUCGGUUGAAAAGAGCCGCUACAACUCGUUGGAUGUCUUACUCUGUUGCUCUUAUCACAGUAUUAGACACAUUUGAAGCUGUU
Acyrthosiphon pisum (pea aphid) is the source of this 900-nucleotide messenger RNA. RefSeq names its product zinc finger MYM-type protein 1-like. NCBI's taxonomy places the organism in Eukaryota, Metazoa, Arthropoda, Insecta, Hemiptera, Aphididae. The transcript is spliced from 3 exons. The record is from RefSeq and is a predicted model, not a curated record. The annotation marks the transcript as partial.